CCACAUUCAGUUGUAAUCACUUCCGUGUGUGGCGCAGCUCAUAGGCUUUGCUGUGUCCAUUACAAGACCAACAGAAAUGUUGUUGAUCAAAUAUAGAUAAAAUCCAUCAAAUAUAUUAUCAGUCAGAUAACGGCAGUAUAGUUACAAUUUGGUUUGUUCAUAAUCUAUGACUUGUUCAGGUAGUUUCCUUUCACUGCCAGCCCUUCCUUUCAUGGCUGCUAAACUUUGUGAAAAUGUGUGGGUUCAAAAACAAAACCCACAACAAUUUCACUGAUACAGGGACUAAUAAUUAACAUAUUCUCUCAGAGUCGAACUUUGACCCCUACCUUUCCCACAAUCCUCUGAGAAGGGGUGUCAGUUGGAAUGUAGAUUGCGAAGGAGAAGGUUUGGAGAGAAAGAGAGCAGGGAGAGAAAUUCACCGGAACCAUGACUGACAAGUUGCCAGUGAUGAGAAUUGGAGUUGUGGGAUAUGGACAUUUAGGGCAGUACCUUGUGGAGCGGCUCCAGAGAGAAGGGGCCCAGGUGGGCCUGACACUGGUCUUUGUGUGGAACAGAAACACUGACAAACUCAGAGAAUCAGUGGCUGAGGAGCUGAUUCUACACAACCUCCCAGACUUUACAGACAGGGGUGCUGAUGUGAUUGUGGAGGUGUGUCAUCCCAAAAUUGUAAAAGACUUUGGAGUCCAAUUCCUCUCUAAGGCCCAUUUUUUGGUGGGCUCUCCUUCAGCCCUCUCAGACCCACAGCUGAACCAGGAACUGCGCCAGGCUGCAGAGCAUCAUGGGAGGACCCUAUAUGUCCCCAGUGGUGCAUUGUGGGGAGGCCAGGAUAUCCUGAGACUCAAUGAUAGUGGAUCUUUAAAGGCACUGUUCAUCCGGAUGUCCAAGCACCCGUCAUGUUUCCGUCUGACAGGAGACGUGCUGUCUGAUUGGACAGAGGAUGAGGGGAGGCGGGUCUUAUUCGGUGGCUCGGUGGCAGAGCUCUGUCCUGUCGCCCCUAACAACGUCAACACCAUGGCGGCAGCAGCCAUCGCAGCGGGGACCCUGGGUUUCGCUGGCGUCCAGGGGGAGAUUGUGUCGGAUACGGCACUAAGUGAUUACCAUGUGGUGGAGGUGGAGGUUACUGGUGCCAAUGGCUUCACAGUGCAUACAGUGAGGAGGAACCCAGCCAAACUUGGAGCUGUAACUGGGAGUGCCACCUACAACUCCUUCUGGAGCAGCUUACUGGUGUGUAAGGGACAUGGUGGCCGGGUUCACUUGUGCUGAAGAGGGAGCGAUUUCAGAAGACAAUUCCCUCUACCAACCAAACACUCACAACACUAUGGUACUGAAACACACUCACAACACUAUGGUACUGAAACACACUACACAACACUAUGGUACUGAAACACACAUUACACAACACUAUGGUACUGAAACACACAUUACACAACACUAUGGUACUGAAACACACUACACAACACUAUGGUACUGAAACACACUACACAACACUAUGGUACUGAAACACACAUUACACAACACUAUGGUACUGAAACACACAUUACACAACACUAUGGUACUGAAACACACAUUACACAACACUAUGGUACUGAAACACACUACACAACACUAUGGUACUGAAACACACUACACAACACUACGGUACUGAAACACACAUUACACAACACUACGGUACUGAAACACACAUUACACAACACUAUGGUACUGAAACACACAUUACACAACACUAUGGUACUGAAACACACAUUACACAACACUAUGGUACUGAAACACACAUUACACAACACUAUGGUACUGAAACACACUACACAACACUAUGGUACUGAAACACACAUUACACAACACUAUGGUACUGAAACACACUACACAACACUAUGGUACUGAAACACAUUACACAACACUACGGUACUGAAACACACAUUACACAACACUACAGUACUGAACUGUCUGCAGUGGCUGUGUCUGUAGUUACUGAUCAUGUGUGAGCAAAGAUGGGCUUGCUUCAUAUAUGGUGUGACUAUCAGGAUUGACAAAACCAAGUCUGCAUCUACAAUUCUGGGGAAUCAAAUGUUGCACCUUCAUCCUACCAAGUUCUACUACUGGAUCCCAGCAGCACUUCCCUCCUUUUCUCUACUAAUUAAAAUAUGACUUUGUGAAGUAACAAUUUAAAUGACCAACUCCCUCAGGGUGAUGGCAGGCACCACAUUCAUUAGCAAUCGUCUAGCAACAAGCCACAACUUUUACAGCUCGUAUACAGUUACAUCCACUACAAUACAUGAUAACAGUAACGUAUGAUGAUCUUUAUGUGGUGUCUUGGUGUUGUCACCACACACACCAUUGUGGCCUUAAAACCAGAAGGUUCUAUCUGCAAAAAUUAAGGUUCUGAACCCUAAUUGGUUUGAAUGAUGUAUUUGUAUCUUGUAUUCUUUUGAACUUAACAUGAAUGUAGUUAUUUAGAGUACUAUAUAUAUGUAGAGAACAUUGUACAGAACAAGAAAUAACAAAACGUGCAGAUAGAACCUUAUAGAACCUUAUAGAACCUUAUAGUUCCAAGCUCUCACAGUAUUUCCUGUUGUAGUAAAACCCCAACAAAAGAGAA
Molecule: messenger RNA, 2596 nt
Organism: Salvelinus fontinalis (brook trout)
Lineage: Eukaryota; Metazoa; Chordata; Actinopteri; Salmoniformes; Salmonidae
Product: aspartate dehydrogenase domain-containing protein-like
Exons: 8
Coding region: 427-1263 (278 amino acids)
Biological process (GO): NAD+ biosynthetic process
Molecular function (GO): L-aspartate dehydrogenase [NAD(P)+] activity; NADP binding
Source: RefSeq, a predicted model, not a curated record